UCAAAUUCAGCACAUCAGUGGGCAGUAAUUGCAACUAAAAUGUCCAAAAAUGCGACGCGAACAAGCAGCAAGAACGCAAAAACGGAAAUUCCCAGGAAGGUCACAAAAUCACCUGCAACAAGUGGGCCAGCGACCACAAGGGAAUCAAAGGAACGAAGGUCACUGGUCAGGCAAACUGAUAGCUUGGAAGGUGAAAAAAUUGCCAGGAAAACCACAACAGCAGCGCAACCUUCUACUAGCAAAAAGCCAUUAGGCACGGGGAAAAACAAGGAGAAGGAACCCUUGAGCAAAAGGACCACACCGUCCCCAGGUGCUUUGCGUGCCACCACCAGACAAACUACCACAAACCCACCCUUGAAGCCCAAGUCCAUUACCAAGGCCGUAUCCAAAUCCAAGCCCAAUGCAGUACUGGACACCUACCACAGUGUUACGGUCGCUUCACCACCGCAAAAACGCAGAGGACAGGCAAAAGAGGAGAACGAAACACAUACACCUUCAAAAGAAUAUUCCCCUUUGGCUCAAGUUAAGAAGGAGCAUGAGUCGCAUUCUCCUCCAAAGGAAGAUGCCCCUUCUGCUCCGGCAAGAGCAAGAACUUUCACACGCACCCUAGAUCCCGAGGAAGUAGUGAUUCUAAAGAGGGAAUCUGCCAAACAAAGGAGCGAAGUGGAGACCCACGAUUCGCAGCCCGUAAAGCAGCCAGUGGCCUUUGAAGUAAAGUUUGAGGAAGUCAAAAAGCCAGACCCGGAAUCUGAUCACUACUCCGAUGACUUUGAGUCCUAUGAAUCCGAUUUUGAAACGGAUGCCAGCACGCCUGGAGAAGAAGAAUCAGAUGAACCGGAAGAACCUUCAUUAUCCGAGGCAGAAGUUGAGGAAGAGCCGGAAGAGAAGGACGAGGAAGAAGACUCAGAGCCCACACAGAAUCCCAUCACUGUGAUCCAACGCGACAAAGAUCAGGAGCGCAAACUGGAUUCUGGCCACUAUGACAUGCAUCAGCGCCGGAAUCCCUUGAGCAGUCAGUCCACUCAAAAUCAGUUCGAUAGUUUUGAUACCAAUUCGAUGGCCAACUCUGAGCAACUGGACUCCGGCAUUAGUACGACUGGAGUUGAGAAGCCCCAGAGUGGGGAGUCAAAUGUGUACUAUGGUGGUUACUCCGGAUUCGUGUCCCAUCCCGUAAUCAGUCGUCGUGGCGAGGAGCUGAUGGCUAAAUUGCGUUUCGACCAACUCAACUACCACCUGUUCGAAAUGAAGCCUCUCAGCUACGAGGGAUUCAUGCAGAGCUAUGGAAAGCUUAAUGCCUGCCAAAUGGCCACACAGACGCAAUCGCCGCAAAUGGAUGGGGAGUGCCAGACCCUUGAGGUACACAGCCGCUGCAGUUGGACACAGCAUCCACCUCACUACGGUGGGCAAUUGGUGCUGAGCUGCAGUGGUGAUGCGGAUAUGAUGGAUACAUCGAACGCCAAAUCAACUGAUGAAUAUAAAGCUAGCCUUUUUCGUUUGGAGCAACUGCAUCGGAUGGAGCAGGAUCGCUCCCAGCAACAGCAACAAAAGAGAUUAGCUAAAACCACGGAUAUGGAGAGGCUAAAUACUUUCCUUCACAAGGCUGCAGGACUCAUGGGAAGGGUUUUAGAGGGUAACAAGAACCAAAGCCAAAACAAUAGUCCCCGGAAUAUACCAUUGCAGACAGGUCUACUCAAUGCUCUCCCAGUGCGCCGAAUCUUUGGAAGUUUCGGAAAUGGACAUUUAGUAGUGACCGUGCAUGAAUGUCCUAAGGAUAGCAAUGUUUAUAAAGAAGACUUUGCCAGCCUGUUGAUGGUUUGGACAUUGUCCAAUCCUGGUCAGCCUUUACGUCUGUUGUCGACCUGGGCAGAAGUCAGUCGCGUGGCUCUCUCUAGUGAAGCCCAAGAUAUUGUGGUGGCUGGACUACGUGAUGGCAGUAUAGCUAUGUGGGAUCUGCGGGAGACACACAGCUAUUGCUCGAAGUUAGAUGGCCAUUUGACGCACUUUGCAGCUACGCAGUCAGUGGUUCCCAUGUCGGAGAAGCUACAGAAUGUGGUGAAUGCCAUUGAUCUGGGUGCCGUGGUAGAUGUCCGCAGCUUUAGACCCCAAUGCAAGGGUGGGGGGUUAGCCGCAGCUGGUGGUUUGCAGACGCCAUACAAGGAAAUCCAGUAUGCCUCACUGAACGACUCUGGCUUGCUGACCAUGUGGACUCUGGUGGAGGGAGCCUCAUCCAGCAAUAGCAACGAGUUCAGCUCUCCUUGGGCUCGUGUGAAGCUCCUCCAGAGUGCCAGCUGUGAUCUAAGGAGCUAUGUUGAAAGGCGCCUUCUAAAGAGCCAUCAAAGUGCCUACGAGAAGACUAAGUCUUUGUUCCAGGGAAACAUCUACAGCGAUGACUUGCUAAAAGAGCUAAAUGAAACGCAAACACUGACCACCGUCCUCCAGGGUCAGGGACUGCAAGGACUACGCUUCACUAGCAUCGAUACGGGCAGUGAUUUGAUCUAUGUGUGUACCAACCGGAACUUUGUGCUCUGCUGCACACGAAGUUUGAAGACGGAACGCUUCUCAAGGAUCGCUGUGAACGAGAGUCGUUUUCUGUUCCCCACUUCACUGUGUGUGCUCUCUAAUGAAAACUAUGUGGCCGUUGGUCUAUCAAAUGGAUCUGUGAUGAUACUCAACUGCAAUCAGCGACAGAUACAGCGCCAAAAAAACCAACAGAGACCCAAGACAGGACUCCCGCCAGCCUUCAAUGAGCCCGAUCCUGAAACGGGAAAAUCCUGCGCCAUUCAGAACAUCAUACUCAACGAACGGAGAUCCUUCGACCAGCAAGUGGAUCCCAAUUCCACCUAUGAUACCCGACCGAAUACUGCUUUGGAGCUAAUUGAGAGACCCAGGCGUUCCUACGAAAUGAGAGUCUUUGACCAGCAGCUGCUCCUUAGUGGUAGUGGACUGCGUCAGCAUCUUGUCCAAGCCUUAAUCCUGUCGAGCGAUGGCUGGCAGCUCUUUGCCCUGGCGAAUGGUAUGGUGCGCACCUACGAUUUCUACCGCGACAGUGAGCUACCCAGAGAAAAGUCCACAGAAAUUCGAUCCAAAAUCACGGAUAUUGCAGGAGCUCACAGCUCUGGGCACGAGCAGAUACUUCUCAUUCUGGACUCUGCUGGAAAGGUGCACAUGCACACCCACGAUUAUUAG
Drosophila eugracilis is the source of this 3186-nucleotide messenger RNA. RefSeq lists its product as uncharacterized. Gene Ontology annotation, cellular component: cytoplasmic dynein complex. Gene Ontology annotation, biological process: intraciliary transport. The transcript is spliced from 3 exons. Gene Ontology annotation, molecular function: dynein heavy chain binding; dynein light chain binding. NCBI's taxonomy places the organism in Eukaryota, Metazoa, Arthropoda, Insecta, Diptera, Drosophilidae. The coding region runs from base 40 to 3186 and encodes 1048 amino acids. The record is from RefSeq and is a predicted model, not a curated record.